Messenger RNA from Spinacia oleracea (spinach), 711 nucleotides. Its product is annotated as GDSL esterase/lipase APG-like. The transcript has 6 exons. NCBI's taxonomy places the organism in Eukaryota, Viridiplantae, Streptophyta, Magnoliopsida, Caryophyllales, Amaranthaceae. Bases 1 to 711 code for a protein of 236 amino acids. The record is from RefSeq and is a predicted model, not a curated record.
AUGCAGGCUUCUAUUUUGCUGUUGACACCAGCAUUUGCAAGGCUUAUUUUGCGACUUAAUCUUCAGCCUCCUGAAUUUAGGGCGGUAUCUCUUACGCAACAGUUGGGGUACUACAAGGAGUACCAGAGUAAGGUGACAAAAUUGGUGGGGAUUGAGAAAGCAAAAGGGAUGUUCUCAGCUGGAAUUCAUCUUCUCGGUGCUGGAAAUAGUGAUUAUCUUCAGAAUUACAACAUCAAUACUUAUAUCUAUAGACAGUAUACACCUGAUCAGUUUGCUGAUCUUCUUAUGACCUCCUUCUCUAACUUUGUCCAGCUUUCAGUUACGGAUAUGAAUUUGCGGAAGCCACUUCCAAAGAAUUUGAGUUUUGAUCCUUCUGUUAGAAGCAGCUUCUCUGUGGAUCAGUAUGAGAGUGACUUGCAGUUUGUGGUCCAAUCUCUUUUACUUUCUAUGGAUGUAAACGAGCUUCAGCUUGUUAAAUCUGGUCUAUGCUAUGGAAAUUGUAUUCGUUAUGCUUUGGUGAAGCUUCUCAGAUCGUCGGGCUACAAUGCUGCAAUAUGUACUUCAAAUGGCAAGGUUGUAACAAGGUGCCUGGAGGUGCAUCCAGAGAAGUACUUGGAUAGUCUUCAAAGCAGCUCGACUGUUGCUCAAAUUGUGGAGAACGGUAAGGAACCAAUGCUCAAUGCUGCAGUUCGCCUUCUUCAUAAUCACUAA